GGCUGGCGCACGUGCGCGCGGUGGGGGCGGGACUUCCGGAGCCCGCGGGACGCUGGGAAGGGCCGCGGCACAAACGGGCCCGGGCUCUGGAAGAGGUUGCUGAGGAGUCUCGUAGGGCUUCUGGCAUCGCUCUUCUCCGCUGGACCCACCGUGUCUACCGCAGGGUCUGGCUGGGGCGCCGAAGGCCCAAGCUCCAGCCCCGCACCGAACGGGGGAAAGAGGGGCGGACGCAGCUAGCGUCAGGGAAGAGUGCUGCCCGGGAACGCUCCGUUCACUCAGGCCCCCGAGAGCGGUGGUUGCCCCUCAGUCUUUCCCGACCUCUGCCUCUGAGAGGCUGCGGCUCGGCGCUCGGGCUCUCCGCGCGUACAUCUCCGUCUUUCUGGAUCCUCCGUUCCUUCUGUGUAAAACCGGGUUGGUUUUCCCUGGCUCCGGGUUGUUGGGAGGAUCCGUGAUGUCAUUUAGGAGAGCGUGCUGUAAACUAAAGUGUUCCACCAGUGUGUGGGGGCAUCGCCGUUAUUAGGCAGUAGGGCAGUACGCGUUGGGCUCAGGAGCCAGAUUGCCUGGGUUUGAGUCCUGGCUCUUCCCUGUGCUGGAGCUGGGGUGAGGAGUGGGGAAGGUCGUUAUUUAACCUUUCUGGGCCUCGGCUCACUUUCAGACGGGGAUAAAAACAGUACUUGCCUCAUAGAGCUGUUCUGAUGCAAGAAUUAAUAUUAUAGGUAAAGCAUUGGAAUAGUGCAUGAUGUGGUAGAUAAACACACACGAAUGAUAGCUGUUAUUAUUAAAUACUUGUAACUUAUCUAAUCAUCACAUCCCCCUCGUCAGCCAGCCAUCCUGCUCAGUUUAUAGAUUAGUCUUCCCCCUUACUCUAUUCAGAAAUUCUUUAACAGGAUUCCUCUUAGGCGUGGAAAUUCACCAAGUCUCUCCCCACCCCCAAAGACCGCCUGUUCUGGCCUUAAAUAGUUGGGACAGUAAGAAAGUUCUCCCAUGUUGUGUGUAAGUCUGCCGUUGGGUUACUGCCACUUAGGAUGCUACUGCUACCCUUAGAGCCAUAGAGAACACAUUAACUCCAUGUUCUAUUCAUAGCUUUUCGGACUAGGAGGCUUGUUUUGCUAAGUAAGCACCCCAUGUUCAGUCAGACAUUCGUUAUAUAAUUUCCAGUUGUUAUAGCGAUUUCUCUUUUCUGAAUAUAUACUUAAAGUGGUAGAAAAGUAUACAACAUGUGUCCCACCUUCAAGGGGCUUAAAGUGUUAAGUGUACAUGAAAUGACUGGCUGCAGAGUAUUCAUAUGAAAGAUUAUUAAAAUCAUGAUAAAAUGUGACGUAAAGAUACACAUUCUGCUUUAACAGAUGUUCUCUUAAUGAUUUUAUGGACUGAUAUUACCUGUCACCAUUUCAUUCCUUCCUAUGUCACUUCUCACAUACUUGGAAACUUAAUUAUGUUCUUACAGGUGAGGCUGAUUAUGUUAAUUUGUUCUUGAGUUCUUUAAAACAGAUAAGGAAAGAUGCUUCUUUCAGUAUUUUUUAUAUAAUAUACUUAAUGUAGAAAUGCAUAUUGUCUUACUAAACACCUCUGCUUUAGAUCUUUGCAUUGCAGCUGUAGUUAAAGAAUGCUGUCUCGUUACAUUGUCACUGAAGAGCCAAACCUUAGAUGCAGAAACAGAUGUAUUAUGUGCAGUCCUUUACAGCAAUCACAACAGAAUGGGCCGUCACAAGCCCCAUUUGGCCCUCAAACAGUGAAAAUCAGCCUAUAAAUACCAAAGCAUGUGUCAUCCCUAGCCAACCAGUGGUGGAAUUGGUGUUGAUGAAGAUUUUGGGAGCCUGCAAGUUGCUGCUUCGCUUGUUGGACUGUUGCUGCAAGACAUUUCUCUUGACUGUGAAACACCUAGGUUUGCAAGAAUUCAUUAUUUUAAACCUUGUGAUGGUUGGGCUGGUGAGCAGGUUAUGGGUUCUCUAUAAAGAUGUUUUAAAAAGGCUGGUUUCUUUAUAUGAGCCAUUGUUUGGAUUACUUCAGGAGGUCUCCAGGAUUCAACCAUUGCCUUACUUCAAAGGUUUUACCUUUCCUUCUGAUAUUGCUGAAUUUUUAGGAGAGCCCUAUUUUGAAGUCUUUAAGAAAAAAAUGCCUACAGCUUUUGCAGCCAAAGGAGUAACUAAACUGCUAAAUAAACUAUUUUUAACAAAAGAGCAAUCACAGAGGUCCAGCGAAGAAACUUUACUCAGAAUUUCCAAAAAAGCUAAACAAAUGAAGAUCAAUAUACAGAAUAAUGUGGAUCUUGGACAGCCAAUAAAGAAUAAGAAAAUCUUAAAAGAAAAGUCAUCAGAAUUUGAUGUGAGGGCUUUCUGUAAACAGCUGAAACACAAAGCUAUUCAGGAGGACAGCUUUGAGUUUAAAUGUUCUCAAUCCAAACUAAAGGCAACAGAAUAUUCUUCUCAGAAAGAAAUAGGAACUCCCUGUGUAAAAAGUCUUGUGCAAAGAUUCCGAGAAGCUCUGACUUUCAUACAACUCUCUGAAGAAAUCCAAAGGGCAAUUCUGUGGUGUAGAAGCAAAAAACUCAAGGCUCAGACUACCUUUCUGGGUAAUAAACUUCUUAAAAGUAACCGGCUUAAACAUUUGGAAGCUCAAGGCUAUAGUUUGCCAAAGAAACUAGAGUGCAUAAAAACAUCCAUUUGCAACUGCCUUCUUCAUGGCUCAGGUAUCAAAACUUCAAAGCAUCAUCUGAGACAAAGGAGAACACAGACUAAAUGUUCAGUGAAACGAAGGAAACCACAGAGAAAGCUGCAGUCGACUCUUUUAAAGGAAAUCCAGCAGUCCCCUCAAAAGAGUGCUACAGAGAUCAUUAAAGGGAGACUCUCCCACCCAACAGUUGAUAGACCUGAUCUCUACCCUCACAAUAAGCAAGUAUUGAGAAGAGUUUCAAAUUCUGUCAUACCAACUGAGAAACAAAUUCAUGAAAAUCUUAUAAAAAGCAAUGAAAAUGAAACUGAUUCUUGGACAGUGAUGCAAAUAAAUAAACAUAAUACAUCAGGAACCACUAAGGAGACAGACGACAUUGAUGAUAUUUUUGCUUUAAUGGGAGUUUAGGCACUCAUGUGAGACUUUUAACUGAUUAACCAACUGCUCCAGUGUUCUGCUGUUUUAAGAACAGCUGAGAUCUGGAAAGAUCUGGAAGUACCACUUGGACUCAGGAGCUGCUUUAGUCCAACACUGUACAGCAGUUCAUUUUAGUUCAAUAAACACAUCAUAGCUUUGUGUCAUUUAACUGACAAAUAUUUGACUAUUAAAUAGUCAAUUUUGGCUUAACCUAAAAGGUCACUUUGGCCUUAAUGGCUCCAUUGUAGGUAAGUGCCCUCCUGAACAGCAAGGUUUGUAGCUUUUAAUAGUUGUGCUGUCUUCUGUUUAGAACUGAUCAUCAAAGUUUUGCCAGUAACUUAUUACCAGGGAGUGGUCACAACCAUUAUUUCACUUCAUUUGUUAAUCUCAUCUCAUAGGAAAGCAUAUUAAAAUGCUUUUGGAGUUCUCCAAGUUUGUGGGGGCUUUUGUUUAUUUAUUUUGGGUGCUAGUGAUUGAUUCCAAAUAAAUUUUUUUCCAAAAAGGAUGUAAGGUAACUUAUACACAAAGCAUAGGUGAGAAAGUUAAAUGAAAAAAUAAAGCUAAGGAGACACAAAAUCAGUCAACCCAAUGAGGCUAAAAAUAAAUUUAUAAUUUGGUGCUGAUGCUAUCAUCUGAUAUAUUUGUAUGUUGCUCAUACAAUUGCUCUGAGGUGAAUCUUACAUAUUUUCAAAUAAUGAAGUUUGAGAUAUCUUUCAAAUGUUCUAGCUUUCUAGAAUUAGGUUAAUAAGCUAUUUGUUAAGCAGGUUGUAGGUUAAAGUUUUAU
This is a messenger RNA of Hippopotamus amphibius kiboko, 3871 nucleotides long. It is a transcript of the gene RMP64, whose product is annotated as nucleolus and neural progenitor protein. The coding region runs from base 1648 to 3078 and encodes 476 amino acids. The record is from RefSeq and is a predicted model, not a curated record. Gene Ontology annotation, biological process: positive regulation of Notch signaling pathway. The transcript has 7 exons. Lineage: Eukaryota; Metazoa; Chordata; Mammalia; Artiodactyla; Hippopotamidae. Gene Ontology annotation, cellular component: nucleus.